UGUUUCGAGGCACCAAGCGUGCACAUGAGGACUCUUCAAGCAAGCUUAUUGUAAUUUCAGACGAUCGACUAGCUGAAAUCGAUGCGAAAUGGCAUAGGCACCCUAUCAAUCUUCUGCGCAGUCCGCCUGCUUCAGGCAAGACGACAUUGGCCAGGAAGCUUAAAUUAUAUCUUGAGAGGCAAGGUUAUACGGUUAUAUUAAUCUCGCUGGCUCUCUGGAAUGAAAAGCAGUAUCCCAAUCUACUAUACGAUAGAAAUGUCUUUGACCAAUUCUGGAUACAACACUCCAGUAUCAAAUGGGAGGACUGUAAAGCAUGCACAAGUCCAACAACUGUUAUCAUCGACGAAGCGCAGACCCUCUAUGCCGGUGCAUCUACUUUCUGGGAUGAUUUAAAGGGCCUCAUCGACCAUCCUAAUAGCAAUCUACGCGUGCUGCUCUUAAGCAUGUACGAAGAUCGUUACAAUCAACGCUCCAAGACACCGAUCGACUUUAUUGAUGCACUGGGGCUAGAAGACUUGCGUUUGACAGUACCGGAAUUCAAAGAAGUUGUAGACAAUUAUCUCGAAUAUGCUCUCAGUGAGUAUGACUGUGACCUCUCUAUUACUGAUACUGUACGCCAAGCUAUCUUUGAUUCGACCUUCGGACAUCCACAUCUAGUCAGACACACCCUGGAAUUUUUACGAGACGAAUAUAUGCGCAAAGUUAGAGACAACGACAUGCUUCGUUCUUUGGUUUAA
Molecule: messenger RNA, 737 nt
Organism: Paraglomus occultum
Lineage: Eukaryota; Fungi; Glomeromycota; Glomeromycetes; Paraglomerales; Paraglomeraceae
Source: the annotation of a GenBank genome assembly